AUGUCAAGGUGGUUGAAAUCGGUCAACAACCUGCUUGAGAACCUUGAUGGUCAGGCUGAAAAUGUGGACAUUGACGGCACCAUUGGGCAGCUGAUUGAAAAAGGUCAGCAGGUUGCCAAGACUUUGCAAAGAGACGAUUCUUUUGAUGGUCAAAGCCACGAUGAUGAUGACUUUUUGGAGGAUGAAGAGGAUUUCGAGGAUGACGAUGAAGACAUAGAUUUCACUGACAAUGAGUGCAACGACAACACCUUUGACGGUAACUGUAGUCAUGUGAAAGGAGAGCCCUCCUCGAAACAUGACGAUAUCGAAGAAGAGGAGCUCUCAGAUUCAAUUUUACAGGAGAAAUUAGUUGUCGGUGGCCGUGCAGCCAUUGGAACAUCGGAUUGUCAAGCCUCGAUUCAUACUGAUUCUGUCAGCGAAUUGAGUUGUACAGAGAGAUCAGAGAAAACUGAUGCUGCUGAACUCUACGAAGAACAAUACAAUUACGACAGGAAUUCUAAUCAGCCGGGUCGCACGGACUCGUAUAGAAAGCAGGUUGUACCACCUUCAGACUCUGUGUCAGCCACGGUUUCGAAAAUAGCUUCAAAAGGCCAACCUCGUGAUAUGGAUGUGUCGCCCCGACCACCGAGACGAUCAGCCGAUACGGAUGGAAUCAAAAGGCAGGUUGCUGCAGCCCAGCUAGAGGCGGAAAACGAUAGCGACGGUGCUUCCUCGAAACACAGAAAUUCUACCGACUCCCAUGCGCCCCCCAAGCCCCCUACCCGUCAAUCGUCAAUCAGUCUUCCGAAAACACAGCCUGUUUCAUUUGUGCAAACAUCAACUUUGGAUGGAAAGCAGAAACACAAAUCGAAAACGAUUUCAAAUGUGGAAAUGCGCAAACUUACGGCAAAAGUGCAAAGCAUACAAGAUAGACUCACCCAGACAUCCGAAGAGCUAAAAACAUCCCAGACUGAAAAUAGAAAGCUGGAGAAGCAAGUCUCGGCACUUGCUUCUCAACUGGAGGCUGCGAACUCUGAGAUUCAUGCGCAAGGCGAAGAACUAAGGCGUGCAGGAGAACGAAUGGAAAAGGAUCGACGACUGGCCCAAGAAGAGCGGGAAGAGUUGCUGGACGACCAAGAUGAAGAAGUUGAACAACUCAAAGCCCUUCACACCACGGAAAUUGAAAUCUUGAAAGCAAGCUAUGAGAAGCAGCUAAACGACGUCACGAACAAAUUGGACUCUGAGGAAGCAAGACGAGCCCAAGAGAGUGGCAGUUGGACUAAAGAGUUAGACGAUUCUGUGAAGAGAGAGCGAGAAGCUCUCGAGAAUCUGAGCUUGGCGGAAAUGAAGCAAUCCAACCUUGAACUUGAUGUCUCCAAGCUAGAAGAGAAAGUUAAAGGAUUACAGUCUAAAUUGGAGGCUGCGACGCUCUGUAUCAAAGAAGCUGAAACAAGGCAAGGAGAGGCUGAAGAUAAACUUGAUGUAGCUUUAUCACAGCAUGCGCGACAGUUGAAUCUACGGCAAACCAGAGAAGCUGAACUGGAGAAAACAAUACUUGAUCUUGGCUCAGCACUUACAGAAACAAAACGAGUGUACCACGGCUCCACCAUACCAUCACCUGAGGCUCUUCCUAGUGAUGGUACGAAUUUCAAGGAGAAAUACGAUGCUGCUCUUGAGGAAUCGGAUACACUACGAGUUCAGCUAAACAUGGAGACUCAACGAAGGGCAGCUUUGGAAAAGGAACUCAAUGAAAUCUCAAAAGAGCGAUCAGAAGAAAUAUCAUUGGCGCAAGCAAAACAGCUGCAGCAGGAUCGGAAAGUUGCAGACCUUGAGACGAACGUAGCGCACCUUAAAUCAUCACUCCACUCUUUGAAAGUUAUGGGGUCCGAAUCUAAUUUGGAGAAAAAUCGCAGAAAGAAAGAUGUCUCGAGUGCAGAAAUUGAAGAAGCCAGACAAGAGAUUGCAAAACUUUCUGAUCAGUUGAUGCGACAGCAAAGAAUGGCGGAAGCUUCGAAGUCUGAGGUGUUGGCACUAAAGGGGAGACUACAAUCGGCAACAUCGAGAGCUGAAGCUGCAGAAAGAUCUCUCUUUACUGCUCAAUCGUCCUCAGAUUAUCCCGCAAGACGAAGCUUCGAUGUCGAAAAUGCUGGUUCUUCAUCUUCACGACGCAGAAUGAAGGGCGCUCGACGUCGUCCGGUUUCAAUGGGACGAACUAUUCGUGCAUCACUACAUCUAGACCAUGGGGCAUUGGGCAGCAUAAUGGAACAAGUCGUAUCCACAAUUGACGCUCUAGAUAAAUGGAUGGUUGAAACUGGAGGUCUAAUGCGAAAUGAACCGCUAGCGCGUUUGGGUUUCUUGGCAUAUCUUGUAACAUUGCACUUGUGGACCUUUGGUCUUGUAAUUUUCCACACUGUUGAAACACCACAUGGUGACUUCGGAACUAUGGACGCCAACCCGAGACAUUGGAGAAACCACCGUUGA
This is a messenger RNA of Cylindrotheca closterium, 2460 nucleotides long. NCBI's taxonomy places the organism in Eukaryota, Bacillariophyta, Bacillariophyceae, Bacillariales, Bacillariaceae. The record is from the annotation of a GenBank genome assembly.